Molecule: messenger RNA, 3599 nt
Organism: Helicoverpa armigera (cotton bollworm)
Lineage: Eukaryota; Metazoa; Arthropoda; Insecta; Lepidoptera; Noctuidae
Gene: CDase
Product: neutral ceramidase
Exons: 14
Coding region: 307-2388 (693 amino acids)
Biological process (GO): long-chain fatty acid biosynthetic process; sphingosine biosynthetic process; ceramide catabolic process
Cellular component (GO): extracellular region
Molecular function (GO): N-acylsphingosine amidohydrolase activity
Source: RefSeq, a predicted model, not a curated record
GGCUUUGAUUCAGCGCAGUACCAACAGGCAGCAAUAUUUUAGUUCGUUUUAUGCCGCGAGCGAGAACUUACGUCUGUUCGUUUCGUCCUUGUGAAGUGCAUUCACUUUUCGUGUGUAUAUUUGUAAAUUAAACUGACCUUUGUGCGCCAAGUUUUACUGUCAAAUUGACAUAAAAAUUAUGUUUAGUGUGUCCGAAGUUCCCAUCGUGAUAUUAUUAGGUCUAUGAACAAUUUUUGCCAAGCAAAAUGUGAUGAAUGGAUGAUUGUGUAGCUAAACAAGUUUUCAGAUAUCGAUAAAAAGCUCAACAUGUUGCUGUGGUUGGUGGUCGCGUGCGCGGCCACUGCGCACGCACUGCGCGUCGGCGUCGGCAUCGCUGACGUCACUGGCCCGCCAGCUGAGAUCGCCUUUAUGGGAUAUGCUCAACUGGAGCAGACAGGCCAUGGUAUUCACUUACGACAGUUCUCCAGAGCGUUUGUGCUGGAAGAUGGCGAAGGUGACGAGAGACAGAGGCUGGUCUUCGUGUCUGUUGACGCUGCUAUGAUGGGACACGGAGUGAGGAAAGAGGUCAUAAAACGUCUGCAAAAACGCUACGGUGACCUGUAUGGCGAACACAACGUGAUCAUCAGCGGUACUCACACGCACUCCACGCCGGGAGGCUUCCUCAUGGACUUCCUCUUCGACCUGCCGAUCCUUGGCUUCGUUAGGGAGACCUAUGCCGCGUAUAUUGUGGGGAUCUAUAAGAGUAUAGUACUAGCCCAUAAUAAGCUGACGGCAGCGCGGGUGUUGUACGGAGAGGCAGAACUUUUGGACGCAAACAUCAACCGAUCGCCCACUUCGUACUUGAGGAAUCCCCCCGAAGAAAGAGCCAGGUAUAAAUACGAUACGGACAAAACACUAUCGCAGAUUCGUUUCGUGUCUCCUGAGAACAAGAUCCUGGGCGUGAUCAACUGGUUCGCAGUUCAUCCGACCAGCAUGAACAACACUAAUCGUCUGAUUUCGUCUGACAAUGUCGGCUACGCUUCUGUUCUGAUGGAGAAGGCGCUUAACGGGAAUACUACUUUGCCGGGGAAGGGCAACAUAGUCUGCGCCUUCGCGUCCACGAACCUAGGUGACGUGUCUCCCAACACGCGCGGUCCGCGCUGCGAGUUCUCCGGCGCCGUGUGUGACCAGGAGAAACUGCUCUGCAAGCUGCCCAAAGAGAGAUGCUUCGCGUCAGGUCCUGGGAGAGACAUGUUCGAUAGUACUAGGAUUAUUGCCACGAAGUUGUUCCAGACUGCUAUGAAUGUUCUGAACCAACCAGGCGAGGACCUGACAGGUCCACUUGGCAUCAGACACCAGUACGUCAAGAUGCCUGAAGAGGAGGUCUACCCGUUUGAUCCCGUCACAGAGACUUUUAAUACCAGUACCAAAGUCUACGGCUGUCUCCCAGCCAUGGGCUACAGCUUCGCAGCCGGCACCACAGACGGGCCUGGCGCCUUCGACUUCAAGCAAGGCACCACGACUUCCAACCCGCUGUGGAAUGCCGUCAGAGACUUCAUCGCUGAGCCCACUAAGGAAGACAUCAAGUGUCAAGCUCCUAAACCGAUAUUAUUGGCUACGGGACGAGCCAAGUUCCCCUACGAAUGGCAGCCGAAGACUGUCUCCUGUUCAGUAGCCCGCAUCGGAGGUCUAUUCCUCGCGGCAGUACCAGGAGAGUUCACCACCAUGUCCGGCAGAAGACUUAGGAAUGUCAUCGCUAAGACUGCUCCUGAAGCCAAGAAAGUGGUCAUCGCUGGACUGUCCAAUAUUUAUUCUGAUUAUAUUGCGACGCCUGAGGAAUAUCAGGCACAAAGGUACGAGGCUGCAUCCACGAUCUUCGGACCACACACUUUGGACAUCUAUUUGAACAAAUACGUGGUACUCACAAACGCUUUAAUCUCGGAGAAAUCCCUCCCCCUAGGUCCUGAACCACCAGACCUGAGCAGUCAGCUGAUCUCCCUGGUGCCGCCGGUGCUGUGGGACUCGGCGCCCUGGGGACACGAGUUCGGAGACUGCCUCAAGCAACCCUUCAAGCAGUACAGCUAUGGAGAUGUUGUUAUGGCACAGUUUGUAUCAGGGCACCCUCGCAACAGCAUCCGCCACGGUCGCUGGUACGCCACGGUGGAACGUCUAGAGUCAGAGGAAGAUGAUGCUUGGACCACCGUCUUCACUGAUGCUGAUUGGGAGACAAAAUUCACCUGGAUACGUGACUCCAAAGUCAUGGGUACCAGUCGCGCGGAGAUCGAGUGGGAGAUUCCAGUGGGGACACCUAAGGGAGUCUACAGGAUCCAUCAUUUUGGAAACUAUAAAUAUGUGUUGGGUGGCAUUUAUCCUUACCAUGGAUUCACUGACAGUUUUGAGGUGUCUUAGAUACUUGAAAGACGAGGAAAGGACUGUAUUUGGGCUAUGAUUUUGGGAUAUUAGAAGGAGAUUUUUGGACUGUGGACUGCUGUUUUUGAGUGAUCUUUCAUCUUAAGGAUCAAUAUGAGUCCUUAAAAAGUUUGAAGUUCUGUGCCAGUAGUGAGUGAGUUGAGGGGACCAAAAGACUAUUUUGUUCCGCGAUAAAGUGACAAGAUAGUGCAGUGAUUUUACGUAACUUUACGUACUAUAAGAGUGGAUUAAGGCAUUUAAGUUUAAUGGAUUUUCGCCGCAUUAUGCCUUUAAUUUUUAAAAUAUCUUCUUUAAGAUAUUGCCAAUUCUUAAGUAUAAUGUUGUCAUGUUCAUGUUUACAUGUAUAUAGUUUAGCAUUGUUAUAAUAUGAAGUACUAAAUUAAUUAUUAUUUUCAUAAUACCUACAUAUAUAAUAUACAGGUUUUGAAACAAUGUAUUGGCUUGAAAGUCACACUCUGAUAUUGAUAUUUUCACAGUGCAUACAUACAAGGCAAGUUGCCCAAUAAGUAAAAAUAUGAUUAUCAAACGAACAUAAAACAAAAUAUGCAAUUCUUCUGUGCCUUUUAGUAGUAUUUAGGCUUAAGAAUUUAAUGUUUUUAGAAAAGAUACUAUUUUUAUUUUUAGAAAUGUCGAAACAUAAGCUCAGCACUACUAGUGCCAUCUAUGUUGCGCUAAUGAACUAUGGACUGGUUUCACUUAUAAAAUAAGAAAUUUACUGAUUUUUGAGGGUAGAUUUUUAAGCUGAAAUAAAAUUAAAUAUGUAAUGGAGUCAAACGCUUAAACUGAGAUUAGCAGACCAAGAAAGGCUUAUCGGUGUAAUCAACCCUUAAUUAUGUUCCGUAGAUAUAUAUAGAUUAAAAGAACUUUAUAUAUUAAAUAAAUGCUACUAAAUAUUGUAAACCAAAGUUCUCUAUUCUAGGUUUAUUUUUAAAAUUAUAGCUUCAUUAGUCUAGUCGCUAAAUCUAUUUUGCUUCUUCUUCCGAGCCUUUUCCCAACUAUGUUGGGGUCAACUUCCAGUCUAACCGGAUGUAGCUGAGUACCAGUGCUUUACAAGGAGCGACUGCCUAUCUGACCUCCUCAACCCAGUUACCAGGGCAACCCAAUACCCCUUGGUAAGACCGGUUGUCAGACUUACUGGUUUCUGACAGUUUAACGUGCCAUCCGAAACACAGUCAUUGGUGUCCAAGAUA